ACGUGCGCUCUUUCUUUCUCGGGCAGCUUUGCCGAAGCGGUGGAGGUUCGUCUGUGUUUUAGAGCGGAUGGACGAAAACGACCGAUCAGUUGCUCAAUAAAAUCUCUACAGCCUCGAAUUUCGUCCUGCGAAGCAAGACACCACAAUGCCGGCGUACUUCCAAAGACCGGAGAACGCUCUGAAAAGAGCUAACGAGUUUCUCGAAGUUGGUAAAAAGCAGCCUGCUCUGGACGUCCUCUACGAUGUCAUCAAGAGCAAAAAGCAUCGAACAUGGCAGAAGAUCCACGAGCCGAUCAUGCUCAAGUACCUGGAGCUCUGUGUGGAUCUGCGCAAGAGCCACCUGGCCAAAGAAGGGCUUUACCAGUACAAGAACAUUUGUCAGCAGGUGAAUAUCAAGUCUCUGGAGGAUGUGGUUCGUGCCUACCUGAAACUCGCAGAGGAGAAGACCGAGACGGCCAAAGAGGAGUCUCAGCAAAUGGUCUUGGACAUCGAGGAUCUGGAUAACAUUCAGACCCCAGAGAGCGUGCUGCUGAGUGCUGUGAGUGGAGAGGACACUCAGGACCGUACUGAUCGUCUGCUGCUCACUCCUUGGGUCAAAUUCCUGUGGGAGUCGUAUCGCCAGUGUCUGGACCUGCUGAGGAACAACUCCAAAGUGGAGCGUCUGUACCAUGACAUCGCGCAGCAAGCUUUCAAGUUCUGCUUGCAGUACACCCGCAAGGCCGAGUUCCGUAAGCUGUGCGAUAACCUACGCAUGCACCUGGGUCAGAUCCAGAGGCACCACAACCAGAGCACGGCCAUCAACCUGAACAACCCCGAGAGCCAGUCGAUGCACUUGGAGACUCGUUUGGUGCAGCUGGACAGCGCCAUCAGCAUGGAGCUCUGGCAGGAAGCUUUCAAGGCAGUCGAGGAUAUCCAUGGACUGUUUGCCCUCUCGAAGAAGCCCCCCAAGCCCCAGCUAAUGGCCAACUACUACAACAAGGUGUCCACGGUGUUCUGGAAGUCGGGUAACGCUCUGUUCCACGCCAGCACGCUGCACCGCCUCUACCAUCUCUCCAGAGAAAUGAGGAAGAACCUCACCCAGGAGGAAAUGCAGAGGAUGUCGACUCGUGUGCUUUUGGCCACUCUGUCCAUCCCUAUAACCCCGGAGCGUACUGAUAUCGCCCGCCUGUUGGAUAUGGACGGGAUUAUUGUGGAGAAGCACCGCAGACUGGCCACUUUGCUUGGCCUGCAGUCGCCACCCACUCGCCAGAGCCUCAUCAACGAUAUGGUGCGGUUCAAUCUUCUCCAGUACAUCGUCUCUGACGUCAAGGAGCUGUACAACUGGCUGGAGGUGGAAUUCCAUCCCCUCAAACUGUGUGGACGGGUCACCAAGGUGCUGAACUGGGUGAGGGAUCAGGCCGAGAAGGAGCCUGACCUGCAGCAUUACGUUCCUCACUUACAGAGCAACACCAUUCUUAGACUUCUGCAGCAGGUGGCUCAGAUCUAUCAGAGCAUCGAGUUCAGCAGGCUGGCCUCUCUGGUGCCGUUUGUGGAUGCCUUCCAGCUGGAGCGCUCCAUCGUUGAUGCUGCACGUCACUGUGACCUGCAGGUGCGUAUUGACCAUACGUCCCGAACACUAAGCUUUGGCUCGGAUCUGAACUACUCGACUAAAGAGGACGCCCCCGUGGGACCGUUCCUGCAGAACAUGCCUUCUGAACAGAUCCGUAACCAGCUCACGGCCAUGUCCUCCGCUAUGGCCAAGGCCAUUCAGAUCAUCAAACCGGCCUCCAUUCUGCAAGAACGGGAGGAGCAGAGUCAGCAGGCCAUCACUGCCUACCUUAAAAACGCUCGUAAGGAGCACCAGCGCAUCCUGGCUCGUCGCCAGACCAUCGAGGAGCGCAAGGAGCGUCUGGAGAGCCUGAACAUCCAGCGUGAGAAGGAGGAGCUGGAGCAGCGCGAGGCCGAGCUCCAGAAGGUGCGCAAAGCCGAGGAGGAGCGCCUGCGCCAAGAGGCCAAGGAGAGGGAGAAGGAGCGCAUCAUGCAGGAGCACGAGCAGAUCAAGAAGAAGACCGUGCGCGAGCGCCUCGAGCAAAUCAAGAAGACCGAGCUGGGAGCCAAAGCGUUUAAAGACAUCGACAUUGAGGAUCUGGAGGAGUUGGACCCUGAUUUCAUCAUGGCCAAACAGGUGGAGCAGCUGGAGAAAGAGAAGAAAGAGCUGCAGGAACGCUUAAAGAAUCAGGAAAAGAAGAUCGACUACUUUGAAAGGGCGAAGCGUUUGGAGGAAAUCCCCAUGAUUAAAAAAGCCUACGAGGAACAGCGCAUCAAAGAUAUGGAGCUGUGGGAGCUCCAGGAGGAGGAGAGGAUCAGCAACAUGAAAGUGGAGCGUGAGAAGGCUCUCGAGCACAAAAAGAGGAUGUCCAGGAUGAUUGAGGAUAAGGAGAACUUCGUAUCUAAAAUAACAGCUGCCCGAAGUUUCAUCUACGAGGAAAAACUGAAGCAGUUCCAGGAGCGCUUGGUCGAGGAGAGGAAGCAGCGCCUCGAAGAGCGCAAGAAACAGCGCAAGGAGGAGCGACGAAACUCCUUCUAUCGCCAGAAAGAGGAGGAGGCCCAGAGGAUCCGGGAGGAACAGCUGAAAAAGGAGCGUGAGGAGCGCGAGCGUCAGGAGCAGGAGCAGAGGGAGGAGGAGGAGCGCGAGUACCAGGAGCGCCUGCGCAAGCUAGAGGAGCAGGAGAGGAAGCAGCGUGCCAGGCAACAGGAAAUCGAGGAGCGCGAACGGCGUAAGGAGGAGGAGAUGAGAAGGCCCCCGGAGGAGAAGCCCAGCAAACAGGACUGGGGUGAAAAGGAAGAGGGCGGGGGGUGGAGGAGGCGUACAGAGACCAACGACUCGGAGUGGAGACGCCCCGUUCCUGACAAGGACUGGCGUCAGGAAGGGCGCGAAGAACCCGAGCGCGAGGAGCGUGAGCCAUCCUUUAGAAGAAGCGGAGAGAGUUCCCGCCGUGGGCCUUCGGAUGACCGAGGCCUUCGUAGGGGCUUUGAUGACGAUCGUGGUCCCAGGCGUGGUGGCUUUGAUGACGAUCGUGGUCCCAGGCGUGGUGGCUUUGAUGACGACCGUGGUCCCAGGCGUGGUGGCUUUGAUGACGAUCGUGGUCCCAGGCGUGGUGGCUUUGAUGACGACCGUGGUCCCAGGCGUGGUGGCUUUGAUGACGAGCGCGGUCCCAGGCGAGGUGGCUUUGAUGACGAGCGCGGCCCCAGACGCGGUACAGAUGAGGAUCGUGGACCGAGAAGGGGAUUUGAUGAUGACCGUGGUCCCCGGCGCGGAUUGGAUGAGCCCAAAGGAUCGAGACGUGGCGCUGAUGAUGACUGGGGUCCUAGGAGAGGCGGCAGUGGUGAUGAUGAGAGAGGAGGAGGAGGAAGGAGGGGCGGUGAUGACCCCAGGCCUUGGAAACCUUUGGGUAAACCAGAAACCUCCCCCAAAGCAGGUGGUUGGAGAGAGAGGGAGAAGGCCCGUGAGGAGAGCUGGGGUCCUCCGCGUAACGCUGGUACUCGUGAUGAUGACGAUGGCGAAAACGAUGAAGACGAGAAUCGUGAGGGAGAGCGUUUCCGAGAGCGGCGUCCUCCCAGGGAGGAGGGAGUCUGGAGGAAAGGCGGAUCUGAUGAACCCAGCAGUUGGCGUGACAGUCGACGUGACGACUUUGAUCGCGACGAUCGGCGUGAACGCCGUGACCUCAGAGAUCGCAGGGAUGACCGUGAUCGUGACAGGCCCUUGCCCCGGGACCCUGAUGAUGGCGGAUCGUGGCGCCGUGGAGGAGAAGACCGCCGAGACGAACGCAAGGAUGACGCUCCGCCAAGACCACGUGAGCGCGAUGGGGAAAGAAGUUCCUGGCGCACAGAGAAAGAAAAGGACAACCCACGCCGCACCAAGAACGAGACGGACGACGACGGCUGGACCACAGUGCGCCGCUAAACACUCCGACUGUCUCCUCAUAGCCCCCACAGCCUCGAUCUAUUCAUUAAUCACAUUGGUAUUGUGACAAAAACUUCUGGCAUAACUGUUAACCAAAUUAUCGUAUAGAGUUACACAAAAUUUGACUUGUCAUGCCAAACCUGAUGAGAGCCAAUUCAUAACAUUUUUUUUUUUUUUUUUUUCCUUUUCAAAAUCUUUUUGACCAAGUCUAUCUGGAAGUACAUCAUUCUGCUUUUGUGCAUGCUUAGAGAAUUCCAUUGAUCUCACUUAAUAAUCAUUGUGUUUCCUUGCAACAGAGUGUGUGAACAGAUGCAAGGUGAAAAUAAAUAAAUAAAUAAAUAAAUAGUUUAAAAUAACCUGAACUACGUUAUGAAAACAUCUGGCAUGGAAGUUAGCUGCGAUAAAGGACCAUGCCCAUUCUUCACUCUGGUCGCUGCUCUUCUCGUGGGUUGUGUGCUUUUUAGGAAUAUGAAAACUUUAUUAAUAAAGUCAUUUGCUCAACAAA
Molecule: messenger RNA, 4448 nt
Organism: Ictalurus furcatus (blue catfish)
Lineage: Eukaryota; Metazoa; Chordata; Actinopteri; Siluriformes; Ictaluridae
Gene: eif3s10
Product: eukaryotic translation initiation factor 3, subunit 10 (theta)
Exons: 22
Coding region: 146-3943 (1265 amino acids)
Biological process (GO): translation reinitiation; formation of cytoplasmic translation initiation complex
Cellular component (GO): eukaryotic translation initiation factor 3 complex, eIF3e; eukaryotic translation initiation factor 3 complex, eIF3m; multi-eIF complex
Molecular function (GO): mRNA binding; translation initiation factor activity
Source: RefSeq, a predicted model, not a curated record